AUAAAAUACAAACAAGAUCUAUAAAUCUCCAUAUAAAUACAGCAUGAAGGUCAUCUAAAAUACUUGAUACUUUGCACUCAAAGAAGAGGACCAGAAAGCAUUUACAAAAUUUUCAUUGUCUGCUGUAAAUAUGGAUACAACAGAACAGAAGACUGGGGCGAACAUAAGGGAAAAUAGUCAUAUCCCAGCAAUGACUAUAAUGCUAUGGAACCAUUUCCAAGAACAGCCUGGGAUGUUACAUGAAGUGUUCAAAAAUGGGUAUUAUCCCGGCGGAGAAAGCAGCAAACAAAUUCUAGAUAUAACUGGUGGUUUGGAGAAUGAUGCAUUAGCAAUGUUUGAUGUACACAGUUUGGAUGAUUUCAAUCAUACUGCAUAUGAUAUUCAAAACAAACUAUUGCUAUUUCGAACCAAAAUCAAGCAUGAAAGAGUAAUUAAGGUGAGUGAUAAACAUUUCAACAGGGAAUGGUGGAAAGAUGAAUUUGCCGUUCUAGUGAAUACAUUAAGUGAGGAAAUUCGUGACCAGUUAGUGUCAAGACUACAACAAGCAAGAGAAGAUUUUCAAAAAGGCAAAAAAUUCUGCCUGCAGCUUGAUUUUAGCCAAGGGUUAGAGUCUUGGUAUGCUGAUGUAUGUGAAGAAGCCACUCCUUUUAUCAGACAAUGGUGGCAUACUCGAAAUGACGACCGUAAUUACGGAGAAGAUUCUAUCAAGAAUUUAAGCGUAUUUAUUUUGAACUGGUCCAAACCGGUAAAGUGUUUCCUGUCAAAAUGGAUGAUUUUCUGCUGCUUCCCUUGUUGGUUGUUAUCAGGAGGUUGCUGUUACUAUAUUCACAGAAAAAGUCAGGUAGAUGACAUGAAAGACAAAUUUAAGUUAUCAGUGGCAUUUCGAUUUGUGAGUCACUUGCCACAACAAGAAGAUACGCCAUGUUGCCAUUUUGGGAAGAUUUACCACCUCCCUCUUGACAGCAUAAGAUAUAAAACCUAUCUGUAAUAUUUAGUAAUUGGUAGCUGCGUGUACAAAGGAGGAAACUUUAAUCAGUCCGGGCUUCAUUUUUAUCCAGCUUUGAAUACCAUAUGAGUCUAUGAGUCGGUUUCACAAAAAAACUUUCGACGAAGAUUGAUCGUAAGUUAUCUUCAAAGAUCAUUAGAUACUGAUCCUUACAUAUUAAUUGUUUGUCACCCAUAUUAACUUUCUCUUCCAUGCAUACAAUAACAAUUCAGUGUUUAAUUAUCAUUUCAUUGUCAUAACGAAAAUCAUUGUAAUCAAUGUAUGAAAUCAAAAACCCACAAAGGUCUAUAAUUGAUUAUUUAAGUGUUAUAAUAUAUUCUAUUCUAUCUUUCGGUAGAAUAUUUGUAAAAUAUAAUCAAAUAUGUACAUCUGAACAAAUGGUCGAUUAGGAGUUGAUUUUUUUCUCAAGCAAUGGUUGGCGUAUAUAUAAAAUUUAGUCCUGGUAUCUAUGAUGAGCUUAUUUAUUUGACAUGUGUGAUUAAUCCGGUUUUUUUUAUCAAUAUAAUUAUGCUUAA
Messenger RNA from Mytilus trossulus (common blue mussel), 1521 nucleotides. RefSeq lists its product as uncharacterized. The record is from RefSeq and is a predicted model, not a curated record. Bases 131 to 988 code for a protein of 285 amino acids. The transcript has 2 exons. NCBI's taxonomy places the organism in Eukaryota, Metazoa, Mollusca, Bivalvia, Mytilida, Mytilidae.